Dissoconium aciculare CBS 342.82 is the source of this 300-nucleotide messenger RNA. RefSeq lists its product as uncharacterized. The transcript has a single exon. The annotation marks the transcript as partial. The record is from RefSeq and is a predicted model, not a curated record. Lineage: Eukaryota; Fungi; Ascomycota; Dothideomycetes; Mycosphaerellales; Dissoconiaceae.
GUAUGACUCCGAUUCUCAUGUUCGCGUCGGUGGGUGUGGAAGAAGAGGGGCCCCGAAAGCCGGGCGCGGAGCAGCAAUCAGCACCUGGGCUGCUGGCACGCGCAACGAAGCCGCCCGCAGGCCGCCCGCUACGUCUUUUCGGUCCUGUCCUCUUCGCAAGCCCGCCCGCCCGCUCCGUCAUCAAUUGCCCAGCGAUCGCGCGGUGAGGCGCUUGAACCGACCACUUGGAGGAAUUCCCGUAGGAGGAACUGGAGGAACUGGUCCUGCUUCUGCCCGUCCCGUCGUGGAGACACUGUCGAU